AUGUCCGAGGAUAUACAACGCCAGGCGUUAUUAAAGAACUUUCAGAAAGCAGGAAAGAUGUUGAAGAUCAAUGAAUCGGAUCUGGAAGAGGACCAACUAGGAGAAUUACCGUCUAUUACAAAUUCUACAAGAGGUAAUAGUUCAGCACUAAAGUCUAAGGAUUCAGAAAAUAACUCCGGUAUCAAUGAGAGGACCCAAGAGGAGAAGAAUAUUCCAAACUGGUCGAAUUUCUUUACUAAUAAUGAGACAGUUACAAUACCAGGAAGGAACUUUACUUUCAAUACCUAUUUCAAGGUUCCGAAGGAUUUGAAUGCUGAUCUAAAGUCUAUUCCGAUAUUUUUGGCACAUCAUGGAGCAGGCUCUACUGGAUUGUCGUUUGCGCCAUUAGCAAAGACGUUAGAAGAAGAAUUAGGGUCUAGUUUUGGAUUCUUUUCAUUCGACGCAAGAGGUCACGGACAAUCGAAACCUUUAGAUCCCUCUGCCGUGUCUUAUUAUUUAGAUGAUUUUAUUAUGGACUUUGUCGAACUCAUAGUGUGGUAUAAUGAGAAAUAUUUGAAGAGUUUUGAUCAGUCGAAAUUGUCGUUGGUAUUAGUUGGACAUAGUCUCGGUGGAAGUGUGUGUACAAACACAUUCGAACACUUACCGGAAUAUAUCAGAAAGAAAACUAUAGGUGUCGCUAUGCUAGACAUAGUGGAGGAGAUGGCGAAAUUUGUGUUGACUAAAGUGGAUCAUUUCCUUGCUAUUACCCCGAAUGUUUUUGGAUCUGUCAGUGAAGCCAUAGAUUGGUACCAGUCUCAUAACUACUCCAAAGUGAAAGAGAGUGCGGAGAUAUCAGUACCUGCUCUAUUUCAUAAGACUAAGAGCGGUAAAAUUGUACGGAUUACAAAUUUAGCUUCCUUCAAACCAUAUUGGGAUUCGUGGUUUAAUGGUUUAUCAGCCAAAUUUGUUUCUUUACCUACCAGUAAACUCCUCAUAUUGGCAGGUAAUGAUAACCUUGACAAGGAACUCAUAGUGGGUCAAAUGCAAGGGAAAUAUCAGCUCAUAGUAUUCCAAGACUCUGGCCAUUUCAUCCAAGAGGAUGUUCCUCGUAAAUGCGCUAUUUCUCUUGUUGAUUUCUGGAGAAGAAGCGACAAUAAGAACGUCGCUGUUAAAAGCAACUGGGGAGCUGCUAGUAAGAACCCUUGA
Messenger RNA from Kluyveromyces marxianus DMKU3-1042, 1185 nucleotides. It is a transcript of the gene PPE1, whose product is annotated as phosphoprotein phosphatase methylesterase 1. Gene Ontology annotation, biological process: protein demethylation. The transcript has a single exon. NCBI's taxonomy places the organism in Eukaryota, Fungi, Ascomycota, Saccharomycetes, Saccharomycetales, Saccharomycetaceae. The record is from RefSeq and is a predicted model, not a curated record. The coding region runs from base 1 to 1185 and encodes 394 amino acids. Gene Ontology annotation, molecular function: protein methylesterase activity.